Molecule: messenger RNA, 651 nt
Organism: Anisakis simplex (herring worm)
Lineage: Eukaryota; Metazoa; Nematoda; Chromadorea; Rhabditida; Anisakidae
Source: the annotation of a GenBank genome assembly
AUAAGAAUUGACAUUAGAAGGCCGAUACGGUUGAAGAAGUUAAGCGAACAGGAAAUAUUUGCCGAAUUACCGAAAGCAUUCGAAAUACUGCCUGGAUAUGAGUAUUAUGUUGCAUAUAUGACCUCAUUUCCGGGUUGUAGAGUUUACGUUUCAUCGACUGAACCAAACAGUGUCUCAUCGUGGUCGUUUGCACGUGGUGACGCAAUCUUGUCGGUCGAAAGUGCGCCUGUAACUGCGGUUAACGAAACACGUCAAAGGAUUCUUAGUGCUCUCAAGUCUAAAAAAUUCGUCAAAACCAUUAUCGAAAAGCCAUCAACGUUGACUGCAUUUCGUUUGACUAAUUAUGCGUUACAAUACGAUAAACAGACUGAAAUCGAUCCGAAAAUGGCUGAAGAUGUUAUUGAAAUUUGCAAAAAAGAACUUGUUUUUUGGCGACGAAAUCAAAGGCCAACUCCAGAAAUGAGUAUUCUAAAAAAUGCACGAUUGAACUCCCAACAACCACAACAGCAACAACAACGACAAAUGACCAUCACCCAACAACAAGAAUCUUCGUCAUUACGGUAUCAGUCAAACGUAUUUAUGAUUUUCGUUAAUGCUGAAACAAUGCAAAGGAAACGCAUUGUGGCCAGCAACGUUGCAAGCGUUGUAUAG